UUCAGAAUCACACUUGGUAACUAAUAAUGAAAGAUUUCAAACCCCAAACAGUGCAACUGAAACUUUUGCAUUACUAUACUACUGAGAAUAUCUAACAUGUUGUUACUAAUCAACGUCAUUCUGACCUUGUGGGUUUCCUGUGCUAAUGGACAAGAAGUGAAACCUUGUGAUUUUCCAGAAAUUCAACAUGGAGGUCUAUAUUAUAAGAGUUUGCGUAGACUAUACUUUCCAGCAGCUGCAGGACAAUCUUAUUCCUAUUACUGUGAUCAAAAUUUUGUGACUCCUUCAGGAAGUUACUGGGAUUACAUUCAUUGCACACAAGAUGGUUGGUCGCCAACAGUCCCAUGCCUCAGAACAUGCUCAAAAUCAGAUGUAGAAAUUGAAAAUGGAUUCAUUUCUGAAUCUUCCUCUAUUUAUAUUUUAAAUGAAGAAACACAAUAUAAUUGUAAACCAGGAUAUGCAACAGCAGAUGGAAAUUCUUCAGGAUCAAUUACAUGUUUGCAAAAUGGAUGGUCAACACAACCAAUUUGCAUUAAAUUUUGUGAUAUGCCUGUUUUUGAGAAUUCCAGAGCCAAGAGUAAUGGCAUGUGGUUUAAGCUCCAUGACACAUUGGACUAUGAAUGCUAUGAUGGAUAUGAAAGCAGUUAUGGAAACACCACAGAUUCCAUAGUGUGUGGUGAAGAUGGCUGGUCCCAUUUGCCAACAUGCUAUAAUUCUUCAGAAAACUGUGGGCCUCCUCCACCUAUUAGCAAUGGAGAUACCACGUCCUUCCCGCAAAAAGUGUAUCUGCCAUGGUCAAGAGUCGAGUACCAGUGCCAGUCCUACUAUGAACUUCAGGGUUCUAAAUAUGUAACAUGUAGUAAUGGAGAGUGGUCAGAACCACCAAGAUGCAUAUCAAUGAAACCUUGUGAGUUUCCAGAAAUUCAACAUGGACAUCUAUAUUAUGAGAAUAUGCGUAGACUAUACUUUCCAGUAGCUACAGGACAAUCUUACUCCUAUUACUGUGACAAAAAUUUUGUGACUCCUUCAGGAAGUUACUGGGAUUACAUUCACUGCACACAAGAUGGGUGGUCGCCAACAGUCCCAUGCCUCAGAACAUGCUCAAAAUCAGAUGUAGAAAUUGAAAAUGGAUUCAUUUCUGAAUCUUCCUCUAUUUAUAUUUUAAAUGAAGAAACACAAUAUAAUUGUAAACCAGGAUAUGCAACAGCAGAUGGAAAUUCUUCAGGAUCAAUUACAUGUUUGCAAAAUGGAUGGUCAACACAACCAAUUUGCAUUAAAUUUUGUGAUAUGCCUGUUUUUGAGAAUUCCAGAGCCAAGAGUAAUGGCAUGUGGUUUAAGCUCCAUGACACAUUGGACUAUGAAUGCUAUGAUGGAUAUGAAAGCAGUUAUGGAAACACCACAGAUUCCAUAGUGUGUGGUGAAGAUGGCUGGUCCCAUUUGCCAACAUGCUAUAAUUCUUCAGAAAACUGUGGGCCUCCUCCACCUAUUAGCAAUGGAGAUACCACGUCCUUCCCGCAAAAAGUGUAUCUGCCAUGGUCAAGAGUCGAGUACCAGUGCCAGUCCUACUAUGAACUUCAGGGUUCUAAAUAUGUAACAUGUAGUAAUGGAGAGUGGUCAGAACCACCAAGAUGCAUAUCAAUGAAACCUUGUGAGUUUCCAGAAAUUCAACAUGGACAUCUAUAUUAUGAGAAUAUGCGUAGACUAUACUUUCCAGUAGCUACAGGACAAUCUUACUCCUAUUACUGUGACAAAAAUUUUGUGACUCCUUCAGGAAGUUACUGGGAUUACAUUCACUGCACACAAGAUGGGUGGUCGCCAACAGUCCCAUGCCUCAGAACAUGCUCAAAAUCAGAUAUAGAAAUUGAAAAUGGAUUCAUUUCUGAAUAUUCCUCUAUUUAUAUUUUAAAUAAAGAAAUACAAUAUAAAUGUAAACCAGGAUAUGCAACAGCAGAUGGAAAUUCUUCAGGAUCAAUUACAUGUUUGCAAAAUGGAUGGUCAACACAACCAAUUUGCAUUAAAUUUUGUGAUAUGCCUGUUUUUGAGAAUUCCAGAGCCAAGAGUAAUGGCGUGCUGUUUAAGCUCCAUGACACAUUGGACUACGAAUGUUACGAUGGAUAUGAAAUCAGUUAUGGAAACACCACAGGUUCCAUAGUGUGUGGUGAAGAUGGGUGGUCCCAUUUGCCAACAUGUUAUAAUUCUUCAGAAAAGUGUGGGCCUCCUCCACCUAUUAGCAAUGGAGGUACCACCUCCUUUCUACUAAAAUUGUAUGUGCCACAGUCAAGAGUCGAGUACCAAUGCCAGCCCUACUAUGAACUUCAGGGUUCUAAUUAUGUAACAUGUAGUAAUGGAGAGUGGUCAGAACCACCAAGAUGCAUACGAAUGUCGGCCUGGGGUGGUGGCUCAUGCCUGUAGCCCCAGCACUUUGGAAGGCCGAGGCAGGCAGAUCACGAGGUCAGGAGUUCGAGAUCAGCCUGACCAACAUGGUGAACCCUGUCUCUACAAAAAAUACAAAAAUUAGCCAGGCAUGCUGGCAUAUGCCUGUAAUCCUAGCUACUCAGGAGGGUGAGGCAGGAGAAUCAUCUGAACCCGGGAGGCAGAGGUUGCAGUGAGCGGAGAUUGCACCAUUGCCCUCCAGCCUGGGCGACAGAGGGAGACUCCGUCUCCAAAAAUAAAAAAAUAAAAAAUAAAAAAUAAAUAAAUAAAACAGAAGAAGAAGAAAAGAAAAAGAGAAAAAGAAAAAACCAAGAAUGUUCAGAGUCUUCAAUUUGUUAAUGGAUACAAUGAGUCUUCUAGAAUGACAUCCAUUUAUUGCGCACAUAUGAAAUAUGGCAUCUCAGCUUAACACCAGUAAUCAUUUUCACAUUAUUAACACUGAGGUAGAGUUUUCAAACAGUUAUGAAAACACUGUUUCAAAAAACCACGAACUAUUAAAUCCUCCUUGAAAACAUGAAAUUUUUCCUGAUAGAAUGCAAAGCUGGUUAACACUGAGAAGUUCUUUCUCUGAUUAUUAUUCUUACUUAUAUUUUAUCAGUAUUCCUAGCAAGCAACAAAGAAAUUAACGAAACUUCAGCCAUUUCCACAACCCAUUGCUUUUCCAUUUUUACCUUAUUCUCCUCUUCCCUUAUACCAGAAUCAAAAUGAAUACCCUAAAAACCCCUCAAGCCAGUAAUAUAGGUAUACUUCUAGAAUUUUGUCCCCCAAGUACUAUGAACUUGAAGCAACACAAUUCAAAAAAAUAUAAGCCACAAUAAUUAUAGCAACAACAAGAAAACCUAAAAGAAAACUUGCCACAAGUUUCUACUAGCCUAUGAGGUAGAGCCCUGGGAUACCCAUCAGGCCUUGCAUGUCAGAUAACCUAUUCCUAUCACAGUUCUUAAACUAUAAGUUCAUGAGUUUUUCAAGUGCUCAAGUUCCUAAGUAAAGGAUGAUACAAGCCGUUCUUUUCUGUGAUGUGACUCAUUUCCUUUAUUUUGAUGCUAUGCUACCUUUUACCUUUCAUAUUGACUGAUGACGCUGAUAUUUUGGCUGAUCUUACAAUGGGCUAAACCUUAAUUACUGUCCCCUACUUAAGUAUCCACUUCUGUAGAUGAUCAUGUCCAAGUUUGAGCUCCAAACUAUGCAAGUGGCAAGACUGAAGAAGAAAUUAGUAUCCUCAAAUCAAAAUAGUUUACAAGUAUCUUCAAACUUGAUUUCAUAGAAAAGUGUUAGGUUUCAGAGAUAAAUUCUGAGUCUCAAAUUUGAUUGACUGAGGAGAUGGACACUCCUAAGAUGGGUUUCACAGCAAAAGCAUUACCUCUUCUCACAAUCAAGAACAGGAAAGGAUUAUAAUUAUCUGAAGAUACAAGAUCAGUUCCAUGAUACAAGCAAGACUUUCAGUCUUCAAAACUAAAGAAGCAAAGAGCAUUCAAGCACAGAAUUCUAGGGAAAAAGGCAACCUUAUGGAAAAGAUUACAUAUACAUAUGGCAUAUUAAAGCAAUGAGGAAAACUUUCCCAGGCAGCAGGAAACUUUAGAAAGUUUUGGAAAAUAUGUUUGGAGAAGUAUUUAGAGUUCAAAUAAUAUUUAUUUUUGAAUUGUAAACAGCCCCUGAAUGUAUUGAAGAGCUCUUAAAAAUUUUUGGAUUUCAAAAGUGAUAUGUACUAUGUUAAGAAAUUUAUUUAAGUAAGUACUUGAAAGAUGUAUUAAAAUAUGAUUGGGGAAAUUUCUAAAGAAAUGCUAAUGCUAAUAAGGGCUAAACGAGAAUGCAGAAUACUUGAGUCAAAAGAAGAGAUAGGUGAGUGAAUGAUAUCAUCAAAAAUGAAAAGCUUGCUAUGUAAGAACUGACACUUUUAUCAUGUAAGAAUUAGGCUUAAUACCUAGGGUAUGGGUUGAUAGGUACAGCAAACCACCAUGGCACACAUUUACCUAUGGAACAAACCUGCAUAUCCCGCACAUGUACCCUGGAACUUAAAAAAAAAUUAUAAAUUUUUUUACAAAAGAAUUUUAUAAAAGAAAACCCAUAUGUGGAAGUAACAUUAUCUUACUGAUUUUACAGAUGAAGGCAUAGUGAGAUAGAGUAAUUUGUCCAUAAUCAUGUAGGGAUUCAUAUUUACUCUGUGUGCUUAUCCUUGCCUCUCUUUAAAAUAGAAAAUGAAGAUGACAGGGAUAGAUGAUGGUGAUAGAGAGAGAGAUAACUGAUAGAUAUUGAGGUAUAUUUAUGUAUGUAUGUAUGUAUGUAUAUAUAGUUUCAUUUUAAUAGAUGACUAUUAGAAAGAUUAUACCUUUCUACAGUUCUGUUUCUACAUUGUGGGCAUAAGAGAAAAAUAUAAACAUAGAAUUAAAUUAGCAAAAUGUGAGUACAUUUGGAGUGCUUGUAGUCACGGCUUGUCGAAUGGGGGAAAGGAGGAUAGGUAACCAUGACUCCAAUGGAACAUGUUAGCAUAAUCCUUUUUGAUAUGAAGUCACUAGGGUGGACACAACAUGUUUUAGGGAAGAAGAGUUCAGCCUCUAGAGAAAGACUGCCAGGGUUCACGUUUAUCACCUCACCUGAUGAUCUCUGCUGUGACGUUGGGGAAGUGCAACUGAACUUAUUAUAUUUGUGAAAUGCUAAAGUCAGUAUGUAGCACAAGUUAAUAACUAUUAACUAUUUGGAUUAUUUUAUAAUUUUAUUUUAUCCUAAACUACUCAUUAGGAUGCAUUUUAUUUGCUCAUGAAAGAGAAGAUUAUGAUUGUUAAUUGUUUUUUUCUGCUUUCAGAUCCAUGUAUAAUAACUGAAAAAAACAUGAAUAAAAAUAACAUAAAGUUAAAAGGAAGAAAUGACAGAAAAUAUUAUGCAAAAACAGGGGAUACCAUUGAAUUUAUGUGUAAAUUGGGAUAUAAUGCAAAUACAUCAAUUCUAUCAUUUCAA
Messenger RNA from Pan troglodytes (chimpanzee), 5385 nucleotides. RefSeq names its product complement factor H related 4. Gene Ontology annotation, molecular function: complement component C3b binding. The transcript has 14 exons. The record is from RefSeq and is a predicted model, not a curated record. NCBI's taxonomy places the organism in Eukaryota, Metazoa, Chordata, Mammalia, Primates, Hominidae. Gene Ontology annotation, biological process: complement activation. The coding region runs from base 97 to 2412 and encodes 771 amino acids.